CUCGGGUUUUCGGAAAGUCACUCGAGAGAAUGAGUCAGCUGUCAAGUCAGAACAAAAAAUUGAAAACAAAGUGAUUUUCUAUACUUUUCUGUGAUUUUGAGCAUAAAAAUCCUCUCAAUUCUUGAAUAUUCGAAUAAAAUCACGGGAAAUCGCGAUGCAGGACAACCGCCCAGAAUUGUACGAAGAGGUGAAGGUGUACAGGAAUGCCCGGGAGCGGGAGAAGCACGACAACAUGGCAGAGUUGUAUGCCGUGAUCAACACACUGCAGAACCUGGAGAAGGCGUACAUCUGGGACUGCAUCACGCCGCAAGAGUACACGGCGGCGUGCAGCAAGUUCCUGGUGCAGUACAAGGUGGCCUUCAAGCAGAUCCAGGGUGCUGAGUUCCCCACCGUAGAGGCGUUCGUGAAGAAAUUCCGGCUGGACUGUCCAGCGGCGUUGGAGCGUAUCAAGGAGGACCGCCCGAUCACGAUCAAGGACGACAAGGGCAAUACGAGCAAGUGCAUCGCCGACAUCGUGUCGCUCUUCAUAACGCUAAUGGACAAGCUGAGGCUGGAGAUCAAGGCGAUGGAUGAGCUGCAUCCGGAGCUGAGAGAUCUCGUGGACACCAUGUCGCGCCUGUCGCUCAUUCCGGAGGAUUUUGAGGGGCGCGUGAAAGUCGCUGGAUGGCUGAGCACACUCAACGCCAUGCAAGCGUCAGACGAGCUGUCAGAGGCGCAAGUGCGGCAGCUCCUCUUCGACCUGGAGUCAUCCUACGCAGCAUUCAACAAUCUCCUGCACUCCACGUAGUUCACUUUAUCACUGAGCACCUUAUUUACCUUCUUUACCACUCAAUAAACGAAGACGAUGAGUCACAAACGGAUUUUUUCUUAUUGUCCUCGCAAUUCGA
Phlebotomus argentipes is the source of this 887-nucleotide messenger RNA. It is a transcript of the gene Vps28, whose product is annotated as vacuolar protein sorting-associated protein 28 homolog. Gene Ontology annotation, cellular component: ESCRT I complex. The transcript has 2 exons. Gene Ontology annotation, molecular function: protein-containing complex binding. Lineage: Eukaryota; Metazoa; Arthropoda; Insecta; Diptera; Psychodidae. Bases 155 to 787 code for a protein of 210 amino acids. The record is from RefSeq and is a predicted model, not a curated record. Gene Ontology annotation, biological process: protein transport to vacuole involved in ubiquitin-dependent protein catabolic process via the multivesicular body sorting pathway.